Molecule: messenger RNA, 2246 nt
Organism: Trifolium pratense (red clover)
Lineage: Eukaryota; Viridiplantae; Streptophyta; Magnoliopsida; Fabales; Fabaceae
Product: cyanogenic beta-glucosidase-like
Exons: 13
Coding region: 307-1881 (524 amino acids)
Biological process (GO): carbohydrate metabolic process
Molecular function (GO): beta-glucosidase activity
Source: RefSeq, a predicted model, not a curated record
ACAAACAAUGUUGUACGUAAUUUGAUUUGACUUUGUAGAAACAAAUAUUCACUUAAGAAAAGAAAAAACUAUAAAUUGAAACAAUCGAAUGUAUAUUUAGUAAAAUGAAUCACAAAUUGAACUCAACAAAGACCCCGCAAAACAAUCACGUUCAUUACUUCAAAUCUAAGCUACAUAAACUUCAAUUAAGAAACUAGCUACCGAAUUGAUCAUUUUUUUCUUUAUAAAAUUUUAGUGAAGAAAAUUUUCUCAUUCCUCUUAUACUGAAUUUCAUUCACUUUGUAAAAACCAGAAUUAAGAAUUAAAAUGGUAACAUUUGAUUUCAACGUGUUUCUGUUAUUAUUCUUUGUUUUAUCCAUUAUUACUACUACAAAUGCUGUUGAUCCUCUUGCUCUUCCUCUUCGUCUUCAAGACUUCUCCGAUUUUAAUCGGAGUAGUUUUCCGCCGGAUUUUAUUUUUGGAACAGCCUCUUCUGCAUUCCAGUAUGAAGGUGGAGCAUUUGAAGGUGGAAAAGGACCAAGUAUUUGGGAUACUUUCACUCAUGAAUACCCAGAAAAAAUAAGAGAUCGAGCUAAUGGAGAUGUAGCUUGCGACGCGUACCAUCGAUACAAGGAAGAUAUUGCAACCAUAAAGGAUUUGAAUAUGGAUGCGUAUAGAUUUUCGAUUUCUUGGUCUAGAAUCCUACCAAAAGGAAAGCUCAGUGGAGGCAUAAACCGUGAGGGAAUAAACUACUACCACAAUCUCAUCAACGAAAUAUUGGCUAAUGGUUUGCAACCAUAUGUGACACUUUUUCAUUGGGACGUUCCCCAAGCCUUAGAGGAUGAGUAUGACGGUUUUUUAAGCCGUAACAUUGUCGAUGAUUUUAGGGACUAUGCUGAACUUUGUUACAAGGAAUUUGGUGAUAGGGUGAAACAUUGGAUUACUUUGAAUGAACCAUGGAGUGUGAGCAUGAAUGCUUAUGCAUAUGGAAAGUUUGCACCGGGUCGGUGUUCAGAUUGGUUAAAUCUGAAUUGCCUAGGAGGUGAUUCGGGGACAGAACCAUAUUUGACUGCGCAUUACCAACUUCUUGCUCAUGCCGCUGCUACAAAACUAUACAAGAUCAAGUAUCAGCAAUCUCAAAAGGGUAUAAUAGGGAUUACCUUACUCUCUCACUGGUAUGAGCCGGCCUCUAAAGAGAAAGCAGAUGUUGAUGCUGCACAUCGAGGCCUCGACUUCAUGUUUGGAUGGUUUAUGGAUCCAAUCACAAAAGGAAACUAUCCAAAAAGCAUGCGAUCUUUGGUGGGAAGCCGACUACCGAAGUUCUCCAAAGAAGAAUCCGAGGAUCUAAAAGGGUCCUUCGAUUUUCUGGGCCUAAACUAUUACUCAUCCUAUUAUGCCACUGAUGCACCUCACUUACGCGAUGCCAGACCAGCCAUACAAACCGAUUCUCUUAUUAAUGCUACAUUUCAAGUUAAUGGCAAGCCCCUUGGUCCAAUGUCUGCUUCUAGUUGGUUAUGCAUUUAUCCGCAAGGACUUCGAAAACUGUUGCUUUACGUCAAGAAUAUGUACGAUGAUCCCAUAAUUUACAUUACUGAAAAUGGUCGCGAUGAGUUCAACGAUCCAUCAUUACCGCUUGAAGAAUCCCUUUUAGAUACUUACAGAAUUGACUACUUUUAUCGUCAUCUUUACUCUGUUCAAAGUGCAAUCAGGGAUGGUGUGAAUGUAAAGGGAUAUUUCGCAUGGUCAUUGUUGGAUAACCAUGAAUGGGAAUCUGGCUUCAGCUUGCGAUUUGGACUCGUCUUCGUGGAUUAUGAAAACGACUUGAAAAGACACCGAAAACUAUCGGCACAUUGGUUCAAGAAUUUCCUCCAAAAAUCAAAUCCAGAAAGGUGUUUUGUUUAAAUGAACUUAGGAUUUGAAUAAAGUGAUAUGAAAUUACAAAAUGUCUCUCACAACAAUGAAACCAAAUGAAGAUGUCAAGCUCUCAUGGAAGAGAGAAAUUAUAGCUCUUCCAAUUUCUUCAACCUGUAGUUGUUUACUUUACAAUUCAUUUGUUUGCUUUUAUUAUCUUGGCUUUGAAUUUAUGUACCAUUUUUAUUUGACACUUUUGGCUUUUUAGCAUUAGUUGUUGUGGAACUCAAUAGAAUUAAAAGGGUCAUGAUGCAUAGCAAUAUUGUGUCCCAUAGGUAUGUGGAUAUAGUGUUUCGAAAGAUUGAUUUUGCUAUAUAAAAAGGUUUAACAGCGUAGCUUAUUGCUCGUCUACCUUU